CAAUUAGCGGGCAGUAACUGAUUUUCAUACCAAAGCAAGAGCACUCUGUGUAUUUAUACUGUUGUACUCAUAGCAGACAGUUGGUGUUGCUUGGCGGCAGAACUGACAGGACAUUCGAGUUACAGUGACGCGUGUGGAGGUGUCAUUGAGACGAGUUAACGAUAAUCAUCAUGUCAAGCCCAACAAAGGUGAGCGAGUUCCCCUUGGACGAGGAGUAUAAGAAAAAGACCAUGAUAUCAGUGGCCGACAUCAAGAAGUUCCGAGACUGGCUCGACACGCAGCCUCACUUGCCCGCGGAUAGUAUUACAGAUCUUGACUUGAUCCUGACGUACCACUGCUGCGACCGCAGCACCGGAGUGGCGAAGGAGGUGCUGGACCUCAACCUCACUCUGAAGACGCUCUUCACCAACUUCUUCAAGGAACGAGUCGUGGAUGACAGGAUCCUCAGCACCUUGAACACAGUUCUUUUACUGCCGCUGGAGGUUCGGACACACGACGGGUCAGCUGUGUUGUACGCGAGGCUCAUCGACUACGACUACAAGAACUUCACCUUUUCUGAUGCUAUUAGGGCUGUCCUGAUGGUGGUGGACUUGUGGCAGUACGAGGAAGGAACGUGGCCGGGCUUCGUGAUCGUCAUCGACCUGGACAGGAUGACCCUGGGGCAUCUAACCAAGCUGGACAUACAGACCGUACAACAGUUCUUGUACUAUUUACAGGAAGCCAUGCUGGUCAAACUAAAAGGCCUCCAUUUCCUGAACGCGCCCUCAUUCAUGGACAGGCUGAUGAUGCUGCUGAGGCCGUUCCUCAAGAAGGCACUCCUGGACGUGCUCCACAUCCACCAGAUCGGCUCCAAGACUGUGGACCCGUAUGUCCCCAUGGAAGGAUUGCCCAAAGAUGCGGGUGGAGAGUUCAAAUCAUUUGAGCAAGGUCAAAAUGACACCAAAGCCAGGUUCAAGGCGAACCAAGACUUCUUUGUGCAGGAGAACAAGAAGCGAGUGGUGGAGGCGCGGCGGCCGGGCAAGCCCAAGACCAUCUCCGAUAUCUUCGGGAGCGUCGAGGGCUCCUUCAAGAAGCUUGAUAUUGACUAGAAUAGAGGUUUCGAAUUUUUGACACUGGCAUACCCAUGACUAAGCCUUGCUCCACACGUUGACCCAAACUUUGGCUUCUCAGCACCAUUCAAUGGCUCCAAGCAGUGGUAGGGUUAAUGGCAAUGGGCAUACUCAUGAACUUCAAAAAUAAGUUUUAUCCGACGCUACUGGUGCAACGUGUGGAUCUAGACUAGUAUUGACACCAACAUUGGGACAAGUUAAUUACUAGACCAUAAGUUGGAUCAGUGGCGUUGGGACGGGUAAUUUACCAGUUCAGACCAUAUGCCUAAGGCCAUUUACUUUUUUCGUGGAACUAUAAACCUUAUCAGAGAUUUUCUCCAAGUCUUUCCAAAUGGGCCGUAGGAAUUGUGGUCCGAGUUGGAGAUUUACCUGUCCUAACGCCACUGGUCCAAGAUGUGGAUCUAGUAAUAGCUUUUCCCAACGUUCGUGACACUACUAUCUUGUAGAUGCACACGUUGGACGACUGGCGUUGUGACCAGCGUUGAAACCAGCAUGUGGAGCCGGCUAUACAUGUCCCAAUUAGAUAAAGGUUUCCCUCUUGUAAACCUCAUUAUAGAACACCAUUGGUAUGGUACAAACUCAACGCAGUUUAUGUUGUUCAUCCCAUUUGUUCUUACUUUUCUUUUCUCUUUGUACUUUUUAAGUCAGGGCUAGGAACGCUUAUUUAUUGUAUAUAUUUUUUGCUAGAGUACAUUUAAUUUUCUUAUACAUAAUUCAAUUAAGUUUCAAAAUUUAAAACAAACUGUGGUAUUUUUUUGUAAAUAUUUCGAGAGGUUAAGUUUAAUGAACAUAUUAUGUAGUUUCCACCUAAGAAACAAUAGUCCGUUACGUGGGGAAAAAAUGUGAAUAAAUACAUUGUCCAGAAAUUAGCAAUAGGAUAACUUCUGUAUACUUAGGUAUUACUAAUACAAUCAAAUGCAAACUGUGUUAUAUUUUUAAGCUUGGUUUUAUUGUAGUUAGGUUGCCUGUUUAAAUAAAAUAUUUUGUUGCGCUA
Messenger RNA from Ostrinia nubilalis (European corn borer), 2103 nucleotides. RefSeq names its product clavesin-1-like. The coding region runs from base 171 to 1088 and encodes 305 amino acids. Gene Ontology annotation, molecular function: phosphatidylinositol bisphosphate binding. The record is from RefSeq and is a predicted model, not a curated record. The transcript is spliced from 7 exons. Gene Ontology annotation, cellular component: membrane. Lineage: Eukaryota; Metazoa; Arthropoda; Insecta; Lepidoptera; Crambidae.